Molecule: messenger RNA, 1656 nt
Organism: Papaver somniferum (opium poppy)
Lineage: Eukaryota; Viridiplantae; Streptophyta; Magnoliopsida; Ranunculales; Papaveraceae
Product: vesicle transport protein GOT1-like
Exons: 7
Coding region: 970-1392 (140 amino acids)
Biological process (GO): endoplasmic reticulum to Golgi vesicle-mediated transport; retrograde transport, endosome to Golgi
Source: RefSeq, a predicted model, not a curated record
CAAAGAGAAGACGUUUUCUUCUCUAGUUUAUUCGCCUGAAUUGAAGAAGCUGAUGAAUCGGUUACAGAAGAAGAAUAAGACAAGAAGAUGUAUAUAAAUCGAGGAGAAGUUAUCAGGAAAUGAGUUAAAAUUAUUACUAUCAAUUGAGAAAUUCUGAAAUUAAGAAAUUGAGGAUAAAGAUGUGGGAUUUGUUUCUUCCAAGAACAUUUAGAUGUGAUGCUGUUGAAUCGAGAAGAAGUAAAGGAGGUUGAAGGGUUUUGAAUCGAGAAAUAGAAAACAUGAAAAGCAAGUUGUCCCUGAUUUCGAGUUUGGCAAGUUCUGAUGCCAAGAAGAUUAACCAAGGAAGAGUGUUAUACUGUUGAUUGUGGCUGGUGAAUAGAGAAGAGUUAUGAGUGCUUCUGGUCCUGGAUUGAUAAAUAAAAAUGGGUUGGUGGUGAAUUUGAUUUUGGUUCGGUUUUGAAUUGUGUGUUGCCGUGAAAGCAACCAUCAAGUGGCACCCUUGUCAAGGGAGAUGGUCAUACGCAGGUCGCUAGUAGUUGUUCUUGACACUAACAAGUGGGUGUGCAAAUUGAGUGAAUGAACGUGUAUUCUUGUUUUAGAAGCAAAAUUUUCAGGGAAGGAGAAACCGUGGGUUUGAAUCACCCGUAAGCUCAUAUUUGCAAUAGAACACACACAACGUGUUCGCUAAAAUGCAUGAAUGACCUGCUACUACAAAUUUGUCAUGAACAUCUUCUUCUUUUUGUUUGAUUUUCCUCAUUCUUCUUGCAAAUCAACAACAACAACUUGCUUUCCCAGCUAAACUCUUGCCCAAAUCUACACUGUUUAUCUUGUAAUUGCUUUGGUUUAACUAGUUUCAUUUGCAACUGUCAGGAUAUUGGAUAUUGGUGCUUGUGGUCCCGAGGUGAUGGUGGUACUGUUUGUGGCAGAGUUUGUGGUUGUGUUAACGGAUUGCCUGUUUAGAUCGGCAAAAUGGUUUCGUUCGAGAUGAAUGACAGAAAAAAGAUCGGGCUUGGAUUGACGGGGUUCGGCAUUUUUUUUUCAUUUCUGGGAAUCGUAUUUUUCUUUGACAAGGGACUUCUAGCCAUGGGAAAUAUCCUCUUCUUGUCAGGGGUGAUGCUGACCAUUGGACUGAAAUCUACCAUGCAAUUCUUCAUGAAACGACAGAAUUACAAGGGUACAAUCUCUUUUGGUGUUGGCUUCUUCUUUGUUCUCAUUGGAUGGCCAGUCAUUGGUAUGAUCUUGGAGGCAUAUGGAUUUAUUGUCCUUUUCAGUGGGUUUUGGCCAACACUCGCGGUGUUUCUACAAAGGAUACCCAUUCUUGGCUGGAUAUUCCAACAACCGUUUGUGACAUCGUUCAUGGAUAAGUACAGAGGCAAGAGAGUUCCUGUCUAAGCAUGCCGAACCAUUAUCAAUGUAAAGAGGUCUUUCCUUUUGACGGCCAUGUACAAAUACUGUCUGACCCAGUCGCAAUGUCAUGAAUUCUUUAGCAUUGUUACUGGUGAAAAUGUUUGAUCGCUGAUGAUAUGACCUACAUGUGUAUAAAACCAUGUUUUGUUAUGCUUCACCUGGUUACCACUUUCACAUUUGUUGAUAUCUUCUGAGCCAGUUAAUUUGAAAUUGGACAGCAUCAAUGGCAUUUUCCAUUGCAUUAAUUUU